AUGGCGCAUGUGUUGAGAUAUGGACCCAGACAAAGAGAACUUUUGCAUAAAUUGUCUCGUAAUUAUACAUCGUACAGCAUCAGUGUAAACGAUGCAGUUACACGAGCCCAUGACAAUCUGGUAUCUCAUGCAUCAUCAACCACUACACAAACCGUUAAUGAAACUAGCCCUACAAGGCUACCGUCAAAGAGUUUGACUGAGUCAUAUGAGAUAAGCUCUGUAUUUGCAUCCAACGUGGAACCAACAAGGGAAUUGCAAAUCAAGAACGAAUUGAUCAUGUUGAGCGAACAAAAGAGCUUUGAGAAAUUGGUCAGUGUGCUAGAGACAUGGUCCUCACGUGAUAUUGACGGAAUGGUCAAGACAUUGGGCAGGGAGUUGAUUGCGCUGUAUUUGAAAGACAUUAUCAAGGAAAAUAGGAAACGACAAGUGAAGAAACACUCACUUUCACCAAUCCAAAAAUCAAACAAGUUGAUGAAGAUGAUUCAAAAGUUGACUGAUUCAAGUGAUUUCACAGUUGAAAAUAAAUUCACAAAUGAGAUUCGAAAUGUGUAUCGAAACUUGAUUUACCGUGGUCGAAAUGAGCAUUUUUACAACAAGGACAAACGUCAAGAUAUAUAUCUGGGGAACAAUUUAACUGGAUACAAGUUGAUACCGAGUGAUUUUGAGAAUUUGAUGGAACUUGAAUUGGGCAACUAUAAACUUGAUUUAGCAUCUAGGUGGUUUCAAAUUUUCCGUAAGCAGCAUGGAGAUCAAUGGAGGCAACAUAUGACGCCAAGAUUAUGGACACUAGCAUUCAAGAUUGAUGGAAUGGGAGAUAAUAGAUUCUGGACUAUUAAGGAAACCGACUUGUCUAGUUAUUACAAGAAUCCACUCAGAAGUCGGUUCAACCCUAGAAUGAAGGUGGAUUUGAUGGAUGUGCAGUAUGAUUUGCAAGAUCUUGAUUUGGAAUUUCAUGCAUCUGUGAUCCAAUCUUUUGCUUACUCUGGACAACUCAAUGGCAUUAAAUCGUAUGUGCUGGGAAUUUGGGGUGUUGAUCAAAAUGGAAAAUUGAGUCUGUCGCGGACAAAAGUUGGCCUGUUAACCCAUUUGUAUCCAAGUACUGAUUUCUUAACUGCCUUGUUUGCGUCAUUUGCAUACAAUGGGGAGUUUUUUUCUGGUAUAAAGUAUAUUAAUGCGUUCCAACUUGCAUAUGAUGAAAUAGAUAGCGAUGGCGUGAAAAAUAAGGUGUUUUGGGAGCAAGUUUUCAAAUGGGCCAAUGUCUCCACCUUGUUUGAGGAGUCGCGAGCACUAAAGUAUUUCUUAACCAAGAGUAAUUAUUCAAGAGGAAACAGUGUCGAUUUGAAAGAUGCUCAAAAUGAUGCUAGUUUUGACUAUGUUGGGUACUUGCAAUUUAUUGACAGCUUGAAAUCUGAAAGAGUAAAGACGUUUGAUCAGUUGUGGUCAAUUAUCCAGAAUGAUAAAGAGCAUUUACCAUUUUCCAAUCUGAUAUACAAGGCGUACUUGGAUGUUUUAAAAGAAGCACCAGAAGAGUCAAAAUUGUUUGCGUAUUUAACAAGUCUUUUAAAAGAGUACUCGAGGUAUCAUGUCAAGACCAACACAUUUACGAAACGCUCCGGUAUGGGAUUCUUCCCAACUAAUGGGAUAAGCCACUCGAUACGUGUAUUGUAUACGGAAGCUAUGAAGUCGUUGGUUGAGUUGAAGGGAACCUCAACUUUUCUUGGCCAGAUCCAGCCCUUGAUUAGCAAAUGGAGUAUUGAUGAGCCCAUGGAAAAGAAGUUGAUGGCAUGGGCUGAUACGAGAAUGCCCGCUUACAGAAAGGACUUGGAAGCAAAACGUGAAGAGUUUAUGAAGAACUUAUCUCUGGAUGAGGAAGAGUCGCUAUUAGAUGUUUUGUAA
Lodderomyces theae is the source of this 1896-nucleotide messenger RNA. RefSeq lists its product as uncharacterized. Bases 1 to 1896 code for a protein of 631 amino acids. The record is from RefSeq and is a predicted model, not a curated record. NCBI's taxonomy places the organism in Eukaryota, Fungi, Ascomycota, Pichiomycetes, Serinales, Debaryomycetaceae. The transcript has a single exon.